AUGGCCACCGCUCAGGAUACCAUGAGCAAGACCACGGCGACAGCGCCUGUCAAGGUGGAAACGGCCACGGCCGAUGCUAAGAAGACGACGAUAAGAUAUCCCUUCUGGUUUGGAGGAAGUGCCAGUAGCAUGGCUGCUUGCGUUCGUCUUCAAAUGCGCACCGGCAAUGCGCCCAAGAACAUGGUCGGUACCUUCGUCCACAUCCUGCGCAACGAUGGCCCCCUCGGUCUUUACAGCGGCAUCUCAGCCUCCCUACUACGCCAGAUGACAUACUCAACUGUGCGCUUCGGAGUCUACGAGGAGGUCAAGACACGUCUCAUUCGCCGUAAUGAAGGCCGCGAUCCUUCUUUCAUGACUCUCGUUGCCCUCGCCGCUGGUUCUGGUUUCGUCGGUGGUAUCGCUGGAAACUUCGCCGAUGUUCUCAAUGUGCGCAUGCAGCACGAUGCUGCGCUUCCUCCUGCCGAGCGUCGAAACUACCGCCAUGCGUUUGACGGAAUGGUCCGUAUGGCUCGUGAAGAAGGGCCCAAGAGCAUGUUCCGCGGAUGGUUGCCCAACAGCGGUCGUGCUAUGUUUAUGACAGCCGGUCAACUUGCCAGUUACGAUGUUUCGAAGAGUCUGCUCCUCAAGUACACACCCAUGGAAGAUAAUCUCAAGACGCACUUCACUGCUUCGUUCAUUGCUGGUCUGGUAGCUGCUACAAUAACAAGCCCUAUCGACGUUAUCAAGACCAAUGUUAUGUCGUCAACGAACGACCACAACCUCCUUCAUUUGAUUCGCGAUAUUCACCGAAAGCACGGCGUGAUGUGGAUGUUCAAGGGCUGGGUUCCCAGUUUCCUCAGACUUGGACCGCAAACCAUCUGCACAUUUGUCUUCCUCGAGAUGCACCGCAAGGCGUACCGCAAGUUACAGGGCUUAGAUAAAAACAUAUAG
This is a messenger RNA of Fusarium sp. VM40, 930 nucleotides long. The record is from the annotation of a GenBank genome assembly. Lineage: Eukaryota; Fungi; Ascomycota; Sordariomycetes; Hypocreales; Nectriaceae.